GGCAGACCGGGGCCAGCCGGAGUAGGCGCAGCCGGAGUUUGCAGACGCUGCCUUGGAGCGCCAUCCCCGAGAAGACUCCCUGCCUCCGGAGUCCCAAAAACACGAGGUCGUUCUCUUAUUUCAGCAGCUGGGCACAACUUCAGAGCUGGGAAAGGGUGAUUUCAAGGCCAAGAAAGAAGCAAGAACUCUCACCACAACCACAUUUCAAAAGGAAUAUAUUGCCAGAAAUUGGAAUACUUUUUGGACAAACAUUCCUCCAAGGGGGACGGAGCCCUCGGCCUCCAUGUCGCCACCUUCAAAGGACUGACUUCUUCCCUCCGUGGAGCCAGCUCCUGCUGCCACCAUGGGCCCCGCGGGCAGCCUGCUGAGCAGCGGACAGAUGCACGUGGUCCUGUGGGGCAGCUUGGCAGCCAUCGCCACUUUCUUCCUCAUCACCUUCCUCAUCUUUCUGUGCUCUAGUUGUGACAGAGAGAAGAAGCCCAGACAGCACAGCGGGGACCAUGAGAACCUGAUGAACGUGCCUUCAGACAAGGAGAUGUUCAGCCGCUCGAUAACUAGCCUGGCAACAGACGCACCUGCCAGCAGCGAGCAGAAUGGAGCCCUCACCAACGGCGACAUUCUUUCAGAAGACAGUACCAUGACCUGCAUGCAGCACUAUGAGGAAGUCUUGACUUCGGCCUCGGACCUGCUGGACUCCCAGGAUAGCUCCGGGAAGCCAAAAUGCCAUCAGAGCCGGGAGCUGCCCAGAAUCCCACCUGAGAGCACCGUGGACACCAUGCUCAAUGGGAGAAGCGUGGAUGGAGACCAGGGGCCCGGCAUGGAGGGGCCGUAUGAAGUGCUCAAGGACAGUUCUUCCCAAGAAAACAUGGUGGAGGACUGCUUGUAUGAAACUGUGAAGGAAAUCAAGGAGCUGGCUGCAGCCACACAGCUGGACAGAGGCCACAGCAGCAAGUCAAAGUCUAUGUCCACCUUGACAGAACUCCCAGGGCCGCAAACUGAGGGCAAAGCAGAGUUUGCUGAAUAUGCCUCUGUGGACAGAAACAAAAAGUGUCGCCAAAGUGUGAACGUGGAGAGCAUCCUUGGAAAUUCAUGUGAUCUGGAAGAGGAAGCCCCACCUCCUGUCCCCGUUAAACUUCUGGAUGAGAAUGAAAACCUUCAGAAGGAAGAGAGAGGGGCAGGGGAAGAGCAAGCCCCAGCAGGGACCAGUGAAGCCAAUAAGAGAUUUAGUUCAUUGUCAUACAAGUCUCGGGAAGAAGACCCGACUCUCACAGAUGAAGAGAUCUCAGCCAUGUACUCAUCAGUGAAUAAACCUGGACAGUCAAUGAAUAAGUCAGGACAGUUGCUUAAAGCACCAGAGUCUACCUACACCUCCAUUCAGGGGGUCCCUCAGAGGUCACCCUCUUCUUGUAAUGAUCUCUAUGCCACUGUUAAGGACUUCGAGAAGACGCCAAACAGUGUAAGCACACUGCCAGCAGCAAGGAGGCUCAGCGAGGAGCCAGAGCCCGAUUAUGAAGCGAUACAGACUCUUAACAGAGAAGAGGAAAAGUCCACCCUGGAGACCCACGAUCACCCGGGUCUCGUUCCAAAGGAGAACGACUACGAGAGCAUCGGGGACUUGCAGCAGUGCAGAGAUACCACCAGGCUCUAGCAACCCAGAGGACAACUCCAGGUAGACGGUGGUCAGCAGGUGGGGACGUUUCUUCCAUGGAAGGUCAGGAUGGACAUAAACCUAUACUUGAUAUGCUGCUUUAGUAGGCUGAAGACAAUUGGAGAUGCUGUGAUGUUUUCUCCAGGUUCUGAAACAGUGAGGUACGUUGCUGCACCAGAGGGUGCACCUGCCUCUGGGGGAGAUGGGCACACCUGGGCUCGUCUCCAUCCUGCACCCUCCACCUCUGUGAAUGGCCCGACUGUCAGUGGUUUUAUUCUGUUAGGAAGAAAGCCAACUGACCAGGAAAACCUGCUUAAAAUACUGCCAUUCAGAAGAGCCAGGAUUUCCUUCCUCUCUACUGUCUGCUAUUGACUUUAAAAUGUAUGACUUUUUGGUCCCCCGAAGUUGUCUAAUUUUAUGGUUCUUUCCAAGAAAAUUCUCCCCCAAGACUUGGCCUUUGCCUUCCACAUACUUAUUUUAGGAUUGGGAGAAACUGGGGCUGCUGGUUACUGUCCAGCUCACCAGUCCUCCACAAAGAGCCACAGUGUCAGUACCUGGGAAUCGAACCCUGCAGGUGAACAGGAUUGAACAGGGACAUCCCUCGAGUCUCUUAGGACUUUAUUCCUUUAUAUUUGGCACUCGGCAUCAGCAGUCUUUCCCCUAACGUACUUGAAGUCAGUUUUAGAUGCUUUAUUUUAUUUUUCUAGUUAAAGUGUUUUCUCUCAACCCCAGUGUUUGGAAAUUCUUCAUAGCCUUUUCAGUAUCUGUAAUGGAUAUUAUGGUACUUCUGUAUACUUGUUUAAGCCCAGAGCUCAUUCCUUCAAAACAGAGAGCCUUAAUCUUUAUGUUGAGACACAGACCAUAAAUUUGGCCAGCAGCAAUGGCAUCUGAAGAGCUGUGGGGUGUGAAUGGGUGUUUCCAAUGAUCUCUGCUGUCCACACCAUAGUGUGGGGUUUCCUAAAUUAACUGCUACCCUAAGGUAAUCCAAGAUUAAAAUGUAAACAUUUAUUUUUGUUAUAUAAAUUUAUAAGAUGUUUUAUGUUUAAUGCCUAAUUUCUAGAAAGUGCCAGGAAAAAAAUGUAUAUUAACUAUUUCGAUUUUAUGUACAAUGAUUUAUACUCAUUUUGAAAAGACCACAUAAAGCACAUAAGCUAUAUUAUAAGUAGUUCUCUUUUUGCUAAGUGUUUAAAACAUUGAAGAUUUUUAAAGAUUCGACUUUUCCAUUGGUACUUGGGGCUCCUAGUCCAAAUCACCUAGACCACUGGAGAAAGAAGUGGAAAUAAAUAUAAUCACUUUUCAGUGGUGCGUGAUGGGCAGUACUGAAAUAUCUGAAGUGGUAACAAUGGAAAGAACAAAAUAUGAUGAGGGAUGAUGGUGAAUUAUGAACUUCGUAGAAGCAUCAGAAUUCCAUUAAGGUUUAAUUAUAUCCUUAGGAAGACAGUGAUGAACUCUGCAUUCCGGUCCUUGCCAUUGCAGAUUGCCUGUUGGAAUUUUUUCCCUUCAUUUUACAAAACCAAGUGGCUAAAGGAACUCACAUUAAGAGCUCAGCCUGGUUUGAAUGUAAUCAUCUCAUUAGAUCUUAUACGACCAAUGUUGGAAAACUUGUCUACUUUCAUUUUACAAGGUACCUAGUGGAAGUGCUAGUAUAAAGACUGAGGUAUGGAAAUAGACUUCUCCUAUGCUGAUAAGGGCAAAACAAACAAACAAACAAAGCGGCAAUUAUGCCACGCCACUAUGGCACCUGGGACUUCAAAGAGUUUAGGAUCUUGCUGUUUUCCCUUGUUAGGACAAGGAAUGCAGUUGGGAGGGUGAAGGAUCUUGAAAACUGUGGAGACCAGCCCACCAACAUGCGUUUCACCCCAUGGCUUUGUGGCUGCCCUUUAUUACAUUACUGAAAUUAUGACAUGAGCUAUGUCAGGGUAAACUGGUUGGUCAUCAUUAUUUUUCAGUCAGCCUAGUCUCUCCCACGAAGAUGUCACGUGCAUGAGCACGAUCAUCAUUGACUGGAAGAUGAUAGCAGAACACACUUGGAUUAAUGAGAAGUUUGACAGGAAAAGGCAAGGCACUACCCCUCUUACUCAGACCGUUCACAAGCACUGCUUGGCUAAUGACUUUCACCAUUUUCUAUGAAUGAGUUUGACCCAACAAUCUCUCAUAUCACAGGGUUCCUUUAAUACGGGUAAGAACCACGUCACGUAUCACACCUAGCAUGGUGCAUGCUGUGGUAACAUCGUUAUGGGCACCUUAUCUUCCCAUAGUUUUAUUGCAUUUCAUGUCUUAUUACCAGGUGUGCUCUCUGAAGUGUAAAAACUCUUCUAGAGAGCAGCUCAUUAUAAAUAGCCAUGCCAUCUCGAAAUUUCAUGAUUGGAAUUUCCACCAGAAGUUUUCAAAUGUAGUCUAUGCAGUAUAGCCAUAAGAUAUACACUGAAGUAACUCAAUUUGAGAAUGAGUGGUAAGAACAAGUUGUGAGAGGAAGUAUUUUAAGCGUACUUUCAAAGGAACUCUAAGGCCCUCCAGCAAAAAAACAUAAAAGAUUAAAUAAUAGCACAGUCCAGGAAGGAUGGGGCAGGGGAAGAGGACUAUGCUCUUUAGAGCAUUGGGUGCUUUAUUGAAGUAUGGUUAUUGGUGUAGCAUCACUGUUUUGACUUUAUAGUUCAGGUUUUCAUAAAUUUCAUCCUUUUUACCUUGUUCAAAAAUCUCUGCUUAACUCUUUGAGUUGAAAGUUUCAUCUGAAGCUAAAGCCUACAGAAUUUAAACAUAUGAAAGAUUUAAAGAUUUAUGCUAUGUGUAAAACUGGACUUUGAUAUCCAUAUUAUGCAUCUUGCUAAAAUAAUCUAAGCCAUGUGAAGUUAUGUGAAAGGAUAAAUUUAGGACUCCUUUUGUCCCAUAAAUCAGAAUUGUAUCUAUCUUGGCUAAAAGAAAGAUCUUUGUUUUUAUUCAGAUAUUUUGAAAGUUUAAAGGCAUUUUUAUGCUGCUUUAAAUAGUUCUCAGUUAUAGUCAACAGCAGCGUGUAAUCUGUUUUAGGAAAUCAGACUCUAGAAUAUUUUCAAAUAGGUUUUCUACAUAUAUUGUUUUUUUCAAUCCUGAACUAAAUUACAUUGUUAGCUUUGUUAAAGCUUUUAAGAUACCACUAUUUGUGGGGAAAAGGUUAAUUACUGAUUUAUCUGCCCUCAAAAUCCCAGAAUUCUAAAUGCGUGCUAAAUUAACAAUAAAUAGCUAACACAAAUAACUAAAACAUAACCUCAAUAUAUCCCUAUAUGUAUUUGUCUUAUUUCAAUUUUGUUUUCCUAAUUAGAGCCUUUACUUACCUUAAUAAACUUACAUGUGUAUGUAGGUGCGUGUAUAUAUACACAUAUACAUAUAUGUAUAUGUGGUUGUCUCUGGCCCUCUCUGGUGCUUAAUUAGAAUAUAUUCUCUUAAAUUUUGAAUAUUUACCCUUCUCUUGUGAUGAACUCUUGUCAUAAAAGCAGAAUAAAUAUGGUCCUCCAAUAGUUUCCAUGUAGUAAUUAUAGGAAAACCUCUGCAGUCGCCCUUAUUUGUUCUAACUAAUACAUUCUGAUUUUCAAUUAUGUUCAUUAUUCUCUUGGCUGCGAAACAGUGGUAUCUAAGCUAGCUGUGUUAUACAUGUGACUCCCUUCACAUCCCACUGAGAAGAGGAGAUGUAAGGAGGGGUACUUCCCAGGAAGUAUUUGAGAAGAGGCUUGGCCUAAAGCAACGAGAGAGAGAGAGAGAGAGAGAGGGUUACCAUCCGCUAGGACACUGCCAAGGCAAGGUAGCCUCUUGGAUAGCAGCAGCUGCUUAACACAUGGGAGCAUUCUCUGUCAUUCCUCUAAGAAUCAAGAGGUUUUACAGAAGAAGCGACAAGCCAUGAUGUGCAAAGAACUGCUCUGAGAUGAAGCCAUGGCUGUAAUUGCAGAGCCUCAGUUGGAGACUGAAGUAGGAUUUUUGUAAAUGAGUAAGUGACUUGUCAGUGCUCCUUGUAAUAGUUACUAUGAGUCCGUGUGAGCGACUCUUCUUCUAAAAGUGUUUAUUUCUGGUACUCUGCCAGCUGAGCUGUGACUGCUGGAAGCACCAUUGGUACUGAUGGUUAUUUCCUGGAAAUCUUGACAGACUUAUUGUACUGUGUAACUGAAAAAGUUUAAGUGUAAUGUUUGCUGUUAAUAAAUGAUGGAUGUGAAAAUAGGAACAUGUGUCUAUGCUAUCAAAUAUGGCUUUAUUUGCUGUGAAAUCUAAAUUCCUUAUCCUGCAGUAGUAGUUUCAUACUCUGAAUUACAUCUGUUCUUAAAUGUAUUAUUCCUGACAGUAGUUGAACACACUUAACUGAAAAUGUUUUACUUAAACAGAUCAGUCCAGAAACCACAAGAAAUUACCAUCUUUAUCUGAAAUUACCAAAUUAAAUUUAAAAAUCAUGGUCCAGAAGAGAACAAGCAUUUGUGUGUUUUAUCCUUCUGCUAUUUUUAAAUCUAUAGUUACGUUUGAUCUCUAAUAUCUGUGAAAUAUCUCAUUGUUUUUCUCCAACUUCUUUUAUUUAACUGAGAAAUAGUUCAAAUUGCCUUAAUGUAAGAUGAAAUGAGAAAUACAGUGUAAGUUUUGAAUGCAAUGUUUUAAAAGCACUCAAUUUGGUAAUUAUUUAUCUUACUACAGUAAGUUUUCUUUGUCACUUAAAUACUAUGGGUAUUUUUCAAAAAUGUACUGUAUUCUGCCUCACAUCACCAUGGAUAAUAUUGCAAAGAUUGACAAUUGUCAUUUCUCAGACUGCUUUAUGUUAAACUGGCACCAGUGAACUGUUUUAUUGUUACCUUUUAAAUGAUUGUGUUGUAUUAACAUGCCUCAUGUCUUCUGGGAAAGUUUGAAAUAUAUCGCUGAGCAAACAAAAGUCUACAAA
Messenger RNA from Tupaia belangeri chinensis (Chinese tree shrew), 6533 nucleotides. It is a transcript of the gene PAG1, whose product is annotated as phosphoprotein membrane anchor with glycosphingolipid microdomains 1. Gene Ontology annotation, cellular component: membrane raft; plasma membrane. The transcript is spliced from 9 exons. Gene Ontology annotation, biological process: negative regulation of T cell activation; intracellular signal transduction. The coding region runs from base 344 to 1648 and encodes 434 amino acids. The record is from RefSeq and is a predicted model, not a curated record. Lineage: Eukaryota; Metazoa; Chordata; Mammalia; Scandentia; Tupaiidae. Gene Ontology annotation, molecular function: SH2 domain binding.